AUGAGUACGAUCCAAUCGAGUUUCUUGAUUGCUACAAUUUUGAUGCUAUUAUUGUUAGAUUUUACCGUCGAUGUUCAAUCUAGUGCCGAUGUUGUUUUUCCUUUGAAAAGAUAUGGUAACAUAGUGCCUGGUACUGACAUUACUAAGGCUUUAGCAAAUGCAUGGAAGGAUGCAUGCACGUCCAAUCGUUCUAGUGCGAUUGUUAUUCCGGGAGGGAUAUUUAAUGUAAAGGAAGGGAUAUUUAAAGGACCUUGUAAUAGCCCAAUUGACUUUCAACUUGGAGGAACAUUGCAGGCACCAAAAAGUCUUCAGGGAAAUAAUUGGAUUACUUUUGAACGUAUUGAUAGAUUGACAUUAUCAGGUGAAGGAGUUUUUGAUGGCCAAGGAAAGGCAGCUUGGAAAAAGAAUGAUUGUCAUAAACGCAUAAAUUGUGCCCAACUCCCCAUUAGUUUGAGGUUCAACUUCAUCACCAAUUCAAUCGUGAAGAGAAUAACGUCACUUGACAGUAAGAACUUCCAUAUCAACGUCCUCGGCUGCAACAACCUCACAUUCCAUAAUAUCAAUAUAACUGCACCAGAAAACAGUCCCAACACUGAUGGAAUACACAUCGGUCGAUCAAAUAGGAUUGCAAUCACAAUGUCCAAAAUUGCAACAGGAGAUGAUUGCAUUUCUCUUGGAGAUGGAAGCAAACAAAUUAACAUCACCAACGUGACAUGUGGGCCAGGACAUGGCAUAAGCAUCGGAAGUCUUGGAAGAUACACUAACGAAGAACCCGUUGAAGGUGUCAUCGUAAAGAACUGCACGAUAAUUAACACCACUAAUGGUGUCAGGAUCAAAACGUGGCCAGCUUCUGCUGCUAGCGGCACCGCCACCAAUAUGCAGUUUUUGGACAUUAUAAUGGUCAAUGUUAGCAACCCUAUUCUAAUAGACCAAGAGUAUUGUCCGUGGAAUCAGUGCAAUCGGAAGAUUCCUUCGAAAAUUAAGAUUAGUAAAGUGAGCUUUAAGAACAUUAGAGGAAGUUGUGCAACUCCAGUGGCAAUCAAACUUAUUUGCAGCCGUCACUUACCAUGUGACGAAGUAAAAGUCGGUGACAUUGACCUCACUUACAAUGGAAUAAAAGGUUCUAUUACAUCUCAAUGCACGAAUGUGAGACCCAUCAUUUCAGGAAAACAGAACCCUAAAAUCUGUUCAUCUCCUUAUGUUGUCCCAUGAAUUGUUGAUUGCCAUAGUACUUCAAACUAACCGAUAACCUUAAUUAAAAGA
Molecule: messenger RNA, 1263 nt
Organism: Cucurbita moschata (crookneck pumpkin)
Lineage: Eukaryota; Viridiplantae; Streptophyta; Magnoliopsida; Cucurbitales; Cucurbitaceae
Product: exopolygalacturonase-like
Exons: 4
Coding region: 1-1212 (403 amino acids)
Biological process (GO): carbohydrate metabolic process
Molecular function (GO): polygalacturonase activity
Source: RefSeq, a predicted model, not a curated record